AUGCGUCUAAUCUGUCUUUUUCUGGCCAUUGCAUUGUGUCUGUUACACGUGGUAUUGGCUGUCGAGGACUACUACAAGACUCUUGGCUUGGACAAGUCGGCGUCCGAGAGGGAUAUCAAGAGGGCGUAUCGGACGUUGAGCAAAAAGUACCAUCCUGAUAAGAACCCUGGCGAUGAAACCGCGCGAGAGAAAUUCGUCGAGAUAGCCGAAGCAUAUGAUGUCCUAUCUACACCUACUACACGUAAGAUCUAUGAUCAGUAUGGACACGAGGGAGUGAAUCAGCAUCGCCAGGGUGGAUCGGCCGGACGACAGGCACACGACCCCUUCGACUUGUUUUCUCGCUUCUUCGGCGGCGGAGGGCAUUUCGGCCAUGCCCCGGGACAUCGGAAGGGGCCAGAUAUGGAAUUCCGGAUUGGUAUUCCACUGCGUGAUUUCUACAAUGGCAGGGAGGCAGAGAUCGUAUUGGAGAAGCAGCAGAUCUGUGACGCUUGUGAAGGGACGGGUUCAGCGGAUCGCGAGGUUGUCACCUGUGAUAAGUGUUCGGGCCGCGGAGUGUUCAUACAGAAACACAUGCUGGCUCCGGGGAUGUUCCAGCAGGUGCAGAUGCAAUGUGACAAAUGCGGUGGAAAGGGGAAGACGAUCAAGAAGCCGUGUCCGGUCUGUCACGGACACCGCGUCGUCCGAAGAGAUGUGGAGACGGUGUUCACCGUCGAACCGGGAAUGGACAAGGGACACCGGAUUGUGUUUGAGAACGAAGCCGACGAGAGUCCUGACUGGGUUGCCGGUGAUCUGGUCCUGAUCCUGGAGGAGAAGGAACCGGAGCUGAGCACGACGGACAAACACCGAAACGACGGCACGUUUUUCCGUCGGAAGGGCAGGGAUCUAUUCUGGAAAGAGGCCCUCUCGUUGCGGGAAGCGUGGAUGGGCGAGUGGACGCGCAAUGUCACCCAUCUGGACGGACAUGUGGUGCAGUUGGGACGCAAGCGCGGCGAGGUCGUGCAGCCGUUAUCCGUGGAGACGGUCAAGGGCGAAGGCAUGCCGUUCUAUUCAGAAGGACAUCUCCACGAAAACCACGACCAAGAUAGAGAACCAGGCAAUCUGUACGUUGAGUAUACGGUUAUUCUCCCGGAUCAGAUGGAAAGUGGCAUGGAGAAAGAGUUCUUCGCGUUGUGGGAGAAAUGGCGCAAGAAGAAGGGGGUGGGAUUAGACAAGGAAAAUGGUCGGCCGAUGCCUCCACCUCCACCGAAGGAUGAGUUAUAA
Molecule: messenger RNA, 1260 nt
Organism: Aspergillus tanneri
Lineage: Eukaryota; Fungi; Ascomycota; Eurotiomycetes; Eurotiales; Aspergillaceae
Gene: SCJ1
Product: putative DnaJ domain protein
Exons: 2
Coding region: 1-1260 (419 amino acids)
Biological process (GO): protein refolding
Cellular component (GO): cytoplasm
Molecular function (GO): Hsp70 protein binding
Source: RefSeq, a predicted model, not a curated record